This is a messenger RNA of Erpetoichthys calabaricus (reedfish), 1351 nucleotides long. RefSeq names its product autophagy related 101 (gene atg101). Gene Ontology annotation, biological process: autophagosome assembly; autophagy. Gene Ontology annotation, cellular component: phagophore assembly site. The record is from RefSeq and is a predicted model, not a curated record. Bases 264 to 920 code for a protein of 218 amino acids. Lineage: Eukaryota; Metazoa; Chordata; Cladistia; Polypteriformes; Polypteridae. The transcript has 2 exons.
AUGUCAGUCGUGUGCCAUUUUUUCCGCUUUCAUUUGUUUACAAGAACUUCGUCUGCCCGUGGCAGAAAAAUGUGAAAAGCAACUGCGUAAUCUAAGGAGUCUCUGUCUCUUGUUUUUACUUGAAAAGAUGUAACUCUGUAUUGCUUCGGUACAUACUUAACUGUGAAUACACAUGGACAUCUGAUUUUGUGCAGUUUCUUAAAGUGAAGGUUCAGGAUAUUUGUGUGGCUUCCCGACCAAGCAGCACCGGGAGAAGCUAAAGGAUGAACUGCCGCUCGCAAGUAUUAGAGGUGUCGGUGGAAGGCAGGCAGGUGGACGAAGCUAUGCUGGCUCUGCUACAUACCAUCCUGCUACAUCGCAGCACUGGCAAGUUCCACUAUAAGAAAGAGGGCACUUACUCCAUCGGGACUGUCGGAAUCCAGGACAUAGACUGUGACUUCAUCGAUUUCACGUUUGUCAGGUUGUCAUCGGACGAGCUGGAUAGAGCGAUCAGGAAGGCAGUUGGAGAAUUUAAGGAUGCUUUACGCAGUUCUGGGAAUGAUGGAGCAGGGCAGAUCUCUUUGGAGUUUUACCAAAAGAAAAAGUCUCGUUGGCCUUUCUCUGAUGAGUGCAUCCCUUGGGAAGUGUGGAGUAUCAAGGUCAAUGUUGUCAACCUAGCUAAUGAGCAAGAAAGACAGAUCUGUCGAGAGAAAGUGGGUGAGAAACUUGGGGAAAAAGUGAUUAAUAUUGUGGAGGUGAUUAACCGACAUGAAUACUUGCCUAAGAUGCCUACACAGUCUGAAGUGGACAAUGUCUUUGACACAAGUUUAAAAGAUGUGCAGCCUUAUUUAUAUAAAAUUAGUUUCCAGAUCACAGAUUCUCUGGGUACAUCUGUCAGCACCACCAUGAGACGACUUAUUAAGGACACUUUAGCAUUGUAGAGACUCCAUGCUUAUGCUGUUGGUGCUUGUUUGCCGCAGCAGUCUUCGUUGUUGUUUAUCAUGAGUGUCAGUUUUGUUGUCUAGGCAUACUUUAUGUCGGUUACACACUGUCUACUGUUUUAUAUAAUUAAGUGGAGUACUUAAAUGGAAAUGUGUAUUUCCUUAUUCUUCUUAGUAAUUCUCUGUCACAUUUACUUUAUAUCAGAUGUAAAGGGAGGCUUGUAAUUUAGUGUUUUUUGACUUUUAGAGAGAUUAUUGUAUGAUAUUUAUUCAAAAAUGUAACAGCAGUUUCAGGUAAUGUCAGAUACUAGCUGACUGAUACUUUUUAAUUACGUGAAUGAAAAAGGUGGGAGAAACAGUUAAUUAAUUUUUAUUUAACAUGAUUAAUAUGCAUACUUUUUAUGUUAAUGCUGUAAAUUAAUAAAGUACAA